GCGCCUCUCCAGGAUUCACUUUUCUCAGCUCCUGGAAACUGAACACCUGUGGAAGACAUCUGACUACUUUGACUACUUUUUUAUUAAAAUACGAAAGCGAUUAUAAGAGAACAGCAGAAAUGUCAGAAGUAAGCGCACUGCCCUUCCUAAAGCCCAUACACGUGAGAGAUCCGAUCUCCCCCGGCCGUCAGCGCCGGCACACUCUCCCCGCCAGCGAGUUCCGCUCCCUCAAUACGGAGGACGCCAUCAGUGUAUUUGAGAUAGAGAGAGAGGCUUUUAUAUCUGUGUCUGGGGAAUGCCCUCUUCAUCUGGAUGAGGUCCGACACUUCCUCACCCUUUGUCCUGAACUUUCUUUGGGCUGGUUCGAACAGGGGAGGUUGGUCGCUUUUAUCAUUGGCUCACUCUGGGACCAGGACCGUCUUACCACUGAUGCGUUGACCCUACAUAAGCCUCAUGGGACUAUUGUCCACAUCCACGUGCUGGCGGUCCACCGGACCUUCCGCCAGCAGGGCAAGGGAUCCAUCCUGAUGUGGCGUUACCUACAAUAUCUGCGUUGUCUACCAUAUGUCCGCCGUGCCGUGCUCAUGUGUGAGGACUUCCUUGUGCCCUUCUACCAGAAGUCUGGCUUUAAAGUGCAGGGUGCUUCUGAGAUCACCGUAGGGUCACUCACCUUCAUUGAGCUGUUCUACCCUGUACAGGGACAUGCAUUCAUGCGUCGUAAUAGUGGCUGUUAGUUGUUUGUGUAGCUUUUUUUUGGAACCCCAAAAAAGGCAAAAAUGUUGAAGCAGUUUUGGUUUUGGUCUAGAUAUCUUGUCAUGCAUUGUUGUGUUUUUUCACUGUUGUAAGCACUGCAAAGAAUUAAAAACAUAUAUAUAUCCUUUUUUUGGGGGGGGGGGGUGGAGGAAGCAUAUAUACUUUAUCCAACCCUCUCAAAUAAUAGUGAUGGCUGAAUAUUCCGUUUUUAUUUGUUUGUUUUUUUCACGUCAAUCUUGGAAGCCCCCUUCUCCUUCAAGUCAGUUGAACGAACAGACUGGGUUUAUAUUUGAUGUUUAUUUUGUAUGGUAUUUAUGGCUUUUUUGUUAUAUUUUAUUUUUAUUACUUACGUACAUAUUGAAAUGCUUGACAAAUCUCCUGUUGUGAGAUUGAAAAUGGUAAAGGCUAGAAAGGUGAGGAAGCACUUCUGUUGUAAACAGUGCUACUUUGGACUAGUGCUUGUGUUCAGUGUCUUGUGGCUGCUUUAGAUGUGUGACUAUUCUAUGGAAGUAUUAAAAUAGCAUCAACUGAACACUUGUUCCACUGUGAUCUCAUAUGAACAAAGUCACAAGAGCACACAGUGUUGUCUGGUAUGUCUGUGAGUGCCAAUGUGAUGAACCUUUAAUAUACACUCUCAAAAAAAGCACCUUUUACUGUAUUUGUUAUUCACACAAGACAUAACAGGACAAAAUGGAUUAUAGAUUAUAAUUAUUUAUUUACAUACAGUGAAGCAAAGGCUCAGAGAGUUAUGAAUUUUUGUUAAAAAUAAAAAUAAUAAUAAUAAUAAUUCUAUGUCAGAGUAUUGUGGACCAGCUCCAUUUGCAGAGCUAUUGCCAAGCAGAUAUGAGAUGUUUAGGACUGGCUUCCAUUUGCUUUUCCCUGUAGAUAUCCACCACCUAUGCCU
Molecule: messenger RNA, 1657 nt
Organism: Myxocyprinus asiaticus (Chinese sucker)
Lineage: Eukaryota; Metazoa; Chordata; Actinopteri; Cypriniformes; Catostomidae
Gene: aanat1
Product: arylalkylamine N-acetyltransferase 1
Exons: 3
Coding region: 120-734 (204 amino acids)
Biological process (GO): circadian rhythm; response to light stimulus
Cellular component (GO): cytoplasm
Molecular function (GO): aralkylamine N-acetyltransferase activity
Source: RefSeq, a predicted model, not a curated record